Hyaloscypha bicolor E is the source of this 3220-nucleotide messenger RNA. RefSeq lists its product as uncharacterized. The coding region runs from base 154 to 2997 and encodes 947 amino acids. The record is from RefSeq and is a predicted model, not a curated record. Lineage: Eukaryota; Fungi; Ascomycota; Leotiomycetes; Helotiales; Hyaloscyphaceae. The transcript has 2 exons.
UUUCAAUACUUCCUGCAUCUUCAGCUUUGAGCACCAUUGCUUUUGCCGGCCUGUUCUUGGAUACAAUAAUGCCCGGAUUGCAGCUUUGCGUUUACUAUUUGCUAUGAACAGUUGCUAUGAACAGCUGCUAUUGAACUUCAGGAGGAGACAAUCAUGGAUACAGAAGUAAUUGAAGGGGACCCAUCUCUGUACAGCUUCACACCUGUGCGUCGCCGAGAAUCUACGAUCAAUACAAGGCAAUUCCAGGGCGACCAGGCACAGGAAUGGACUGCGGCACGAUGCCACCGCUUGCUCAGAGCAUUGACAUCUCGGGUCGCUAUUCUAAACAAAGAGCUUGGGCGAUUCUCGUCAGUAAUCCAAAAUGAGAAAGAUCAAGUUCGAGAGAAUUCGAGAGCGGCUAAGAGGACUAAAACAACACGAGCCGGUGCGGAUUGGGUGCAAGCAAGGAAGCGAAUUCGGCAGACUUAUUCGAAAAAGAGCUCAAGAACUGAAAAUGACCCACGAGGAACCGCGCGGCAAGCUCGAGGGCUCCCAUCAAUGAAGGGAAGAAAAUCCCUGGUUCCCGGAGAGAUAGCCGUCCCGACACCAAUACUUGCAAGGGCCAGAGGUGAGCCUCUGGCAGAAGAGGCCUCGCUGAAGGUGCCAGACGCAAGGGUCCUCGAGGAACCUGCUAGGAGGAACAAACGUUCAAGGACACGGUAUUUGGCCAACGAUGGGGAAUCACAUUUUCACCUGUCCGAGUCAUUGCUGGAAUUGCCGAGGAGAAUCACAGCUAGCCGAUAUGAAGGCAUAUACAGCGGCCUCGAAGCAUUACUCCGCGCGACUACGACAAACGGGCUGCAACCGAAACGAACUGGAGCUCAUUCCUUAUUAUCCAUGUCUCUUCGAGCAAUUCCCCGUUAUAUCACCCAGCAAGAAGCCUUGUUGCAGGCUCACGUGGAGAAAACAGGUAGCAAAUCAGCCAUCGAAAACAGAGAUAUAGCGACGGAGAUAUACGAUGAACUGGAGACUCUUGGAUCUUGUGGCAUUGGUUGGAAGAGACUUAGGACCGUCGUCCGAUCCCAUGGAAUACAGGUGGUUAGCGAUGCUAUUGGAGCUGGACUCCUGGAUGUGGAAUUCUCGGGUGCUUUAAUUGCUCUUUGCGUCAAUACAUCUGCUAUCGACGAAGCCCAAACGCUCCUUUCGACACUUUUAACUUUAGCACCUUUUCCAGGGCCCAAGACACCUUACGAUAUCCCUUGCCGGCCAUUGGUCAUGCUUUGGAGGUUUGCUGAACACACCGGCCGGUAUUCGUUUCAAUACAGACAAUUAUCAGACAUGGUCUCCAACGGUAUUCUACCCGUCGAAUGGCUGGCCACUAAGGAAUUCAGUCCUGUGUGGGCGAGGAUUGUACACUCUCUGGCGCCCAGCUCUGAUAAUAUAGAGCCUAUGAAUUUUCUCGACCUCACCCUAACUAUGCUGUCUGUUGUUGGGACAUCCGCCGUUCCAGAGACUCAUGGCUCAGUCAUCGAAGCUGCAAAAAACACAUUCUCGAGCCUUCUUACAAUACUUUUAUCGGUCGUUCUUCUGAGUCGAGGAGCCGAAACUUCGGACCCAACGAAACAAUCAGGAUGUUCGUACGAGUAUGAGCAUGUGAGCAGUCUCCUCCAGAGCUCUUUAGCUAAACAGAGUCACUCCAAUGCCGCUUUCGAUCGUCCAAGUCCCUUGCUACUACUGGCGAAUUUAUUUGUUCACGGCUUGGAUGGAAUCAUGAUCGACCUGCGCGACUCUCUGUUACGGUGUCUUCUGCCCCAAUUAAUGCAGCAAGACGCCAGUUUAGCGAGGCCAUCGCUGAUGUAUUCGAGUGCGGUCGAUUUUAUCUGCCUUGUUGCACGCUGUUGCGGUCAGGGAACUUCAACUUCGGGAUUUGAACACCUUCAGCAUUUGCACCUCCUCGUCGAAUCUUUCAUUCACGAUAUAGAGGGUGGCAAUAUAUUGAAGGGGUUGAUUGUCGACAGUGCUCUUGCCUUUGCGCAGAAUGUUCCGGACCGCAAACACAUAGACUAUGCCACCGUUAUGGAUGAAAGAUUUUGCGCAAGGAGAUUCGGAGACGAAGACAGUCUUUUGGCCGGGCCAACUACUGAUUGCGAAGAGCCCAAGACUGGGUUCCGAUGGGAAGAAGGCAUUGGAGAAUGGGUAACGGCCACUCCUGCAAUUCCGAUUGUAAGAAGGAGGCUUGCAGAAGCUUCCUCCGAUUCUGAGAGCGAUACGCCCUUGCAACGACCAAAAGUAAGACAGAUGAAGCGUCUAUCGAAAAAGGCAAAUGUGAAUCCUUCGUCGCUGUGUACUGAUAGAUAUGUGGAUUUGAGUGAUGUCUCAGUCGAGGGUGCGAAGGAAGCAUUGGACGAGCUGGGAAGCUGUCAUGAAAGCGAUCGUUCACGCUCGUCUCCUGAGAGUAACGAUGGAUCAGCAGACCAUUCCCAAAGCUUCUCUCUCUUGCUGUCAGAUGAAUCGACUAGCUCAACUUCCGAUGUUGAGGUCUCCUCCAUUGAUACUUCAUAUGUCUCGAACAAUUUGCCGCCAGCAAUUGCACCAGAUGGCCCGAGUUUUGGGAAGUGCCACGAGGUCCUCGAUCGAGUACCGAGGCUCAGUAGGAGGCUGUUUCGCGGCACUCAGGACUGGAAUCUCUUCGAUGAUGAUUCUAGUGAUUCGGCUUCACCCUCGCUGCCACAUGAUAACAGCGAAUCAGAAUUCCAGCGAGAUUACAUUGAUCGAGCCCCAAGAUUAGGGAGAAGAGCGCUCCGAUCCAGCCAGGCAUGGGAAAUAUUCGAUGAAAGCGAUGACGAGCUCAGUUUCCACUCAGUCUCAUCCCAGAGAGAACAGGUUCUACAUGAUAUUACGAACACAACGGUUUCGAGCACUAGGCGCCUGCGCAAAGCAAACCCACCGCCGAAGCAGAGACCGUCGUUCCGGAGUCCAGCAUCUCAUACGGACAGCGAGGACGAAUUGUGUAUUUGAAAUCAGAUGCUGGGGCUCGCUAUGGCGAAAGCGAAACUUCCAUUGUACCGAAGAAUUGUACACCCGUACAUUGAGUUGUUUCGUUUGGAAGUUUUGGGAGCGUGAUGUUCGAUCUAUAUUUUAUGGACCCAUCACACAUGCCCAAAGGAGGGGGGCAGUCAACAAUAGCUGAAGUAAAUGUCCGAUCGACGAUGAAUUUGAUGCAACGAUAUUUGUCUCAACG